AUGUCGCCGGCCACAGGGGGUCCCACCACCGCCACUGCCGCCAUUGCUAGGGAGGUCACGCUGAGCCGAGAGUCAUGGGGUCCCAGUGACCCCAGCCACCUCCGCCGCCACUGGGACGACUGGGGUCCCCUCGACCCCACCGCCGCCACCGCCACCCCAACUACGGGCAGUCAGGAGGCCUGGGGUCCCCUCGACCCCCAAGCCUCAGUGGGACGGGGAGACGGGUCCGGGUGUUAUUCAUAUGUGGGCCAUCAGAGCCAAGCACAGUUAAUCUCCCUACAAAGAAAUGGUUGCUUGUACCUGUCGACAGUGCAGCACAAGGUUCUACAUGCUCUGGGCUUCCACCACGAGCAGGUCCGCUCUGACAGAGACCAGUAUGUGAGCAUCCUCACCCAGAACAUCUUGCCAGGGCAAGAACACAACUUUGUGAAAGUGCAGACCAACAAUCUGCAGACUUCCUAUGACUUCAACUCUGUCAUGCACUAUCCCAGAACUGCAUUCUCCCGUAAUGGGCAGCCAACAAUUGUUGCCAAGUCCAAUCCUAAUCUGGAUUUCGGACGUGCUACUCAGAUGAGUGCCAACGACAUUGCCCGUAUAAACAGGCUUUAUGGAUGCUGUGAGUAA
Messenger RNA from Archocentrus centrarchus (flier cichlid), 624 nucleotides. RefSeq names its product high choriolytic enzyme 1-like. The transcript has 5 exons. Lineage: Eukaryota; Metazoa; Chordata; Actinopteri; Cichliformes; Cichlidae. Gene Ontology annotation, molecular function: zinc ion binding; metalloendopeptidase activity. The coding region runs from base 1 to 624 and encodes 207 amino acids. Gene Ontology annotation, biological process: proteolysis. The record is from RefSeq and is a predicted model, not a curated record.